Messenger RNA from Glossina fuscipes, 1554 nucleotides. RefSeq names its product extracellular matrix protein A-like. The record is from RefSeq and is a predicted model, not a curated record. NCBI's taxonomy places the organism in Eukaryota, Metazoa, Arthropoda, Insecta, Diptera, Glossinidae. The transcript has 4 exons. The coding region runs from base 113 to 1486 and encodes 457 amino acids.
UAUUGAUAUGGAAACUGAAUAGUUCGAUGCCAUCAUUCAACGAGUUAACACGUAUUUCUAUAAGAAUCGUAUCAAAAAGAAAAAUACCAUUAAACUAACUAACAUUUAUAGAAUGUUAUCUGUUCAGAGAAAGCUAUCAUAUUUCGUUUUAAUAAUAGUUUGUAUAUAUUUAAAUACGAGUUUAACAUCUGAGCCCGAAAAUCCGCUGAUAGGCAAAUGUUAUCAAUGCAGUUCAUCAGAUGCAAAAUGUAUUGAGGACUUAGCAAACUUGAGCAAAGAUUGUAGCGAUUCAAGUUUUAACAGAUGCUUUACAAAAAUCGACGAUGAUGGCGUUGUAACACGCGGUUGCCUUCCUAAGGAUAGCACUGAAAGUGAGGGAGUCAACUACAAGCCUUGUUUGGGAGAUAAUUGUAACAAUCAUACCAUUUGUAAAAUGUGUACAGAAGAACAUGAGGAUUGUUUUAAAAUCGAUGACAACAAUAAAUAUAACGUAAUUUGCGAUGCGGACGCACAAUGCUUUUCAAAGCUAAUAAAUAAAAAGGUAGCAAAGGGUUGUGCAACGUCUUCAACCUGCACAAAGGAUGAAGAAUGUGUCGUAUGCACGGGAGGUAUUUGCAAUACUGGCCUGUUUCCAAAAGAUCGUAGAUCUUGUCAUAAAUGCGAAGGCCAGAAUUGUGACAAUGUUACAGAGGAAAUGCGGAAUUACUGCAAGAAUUAUGUAAAAGAUGACCAUUGUUAUACUUACGGAGACAGUGAGCAAAAUAUGCAACGUGGUUGCGUAUCGGAUGAAUCUUCGAAUCCCUGUCCUGCAGGAGGGGCUGACGCUAAAUGUAGAACAUGUAACGAUAAGCUUAACUGUAAUGAUACCCCUUAUAAAAUUCACCAAGAGCUUAAAUGCAUAAAAUGCUCGUAUAGCAAAGAUAAAGAACAAGAUAAAAAUUGCAUGGACGCACAAAACAGUAAUAAGGCAGAGGCUUGCUCCGAAAAAAUUCCCUUUUACGCUAAAGAAUGGUGUUUUACUCAUAAAACAAGCGAUAGUUUUCAAAGGGGUUGCCUUUAUGACCGUAUGCAAACUGAAGACGAAUGUAACGUAGACAAUGGUUGCACUACUUGCAACGAUGCAGAUGGUUGUAAUCGAGAGAAAGUUUCUUCUGAUUUCACCUGCAUUGCUUGUCGCAGUGAUGAAAAUCCAAAAUGUCGUAAUGAGGCUAACACAUUGCCAGGUAUAAAAUGCCGCACAGAGUCUUCGUUGGAUGAAAGAUGUUUCUUCGGCACUUGGCGAAAUGUGGUAAUUCGUGGUUGCUACGUAGACGCCGAUGAGCGUAUGCAAUACGUGUGUGCUGAUAAAGCAAAUCCUCAAUGCAGCGUCUGUGAGAAAAGUAACUGCAAUAUAAAACAGAUUCCGUCUAAUGCUAACAUAUUUUACGCUCUUUCACUUGAAUGGCUCCUAUUUAUUACCGUAUUUUAUGCAGUUGUUACUCAUUAAGUUAUAUUAAUUUAAAUUUUUUAAAAAUAAAAUCAAAAAUCUUUUGAUAAAAAGUUUCACUUUAAUAA